This is a messenger RNA of Coffea arabica (coffee), 2560 nucleotides long. RefSeq lists its product as uncharacterized. Lineage: Eukaryota; Viridiplantae; Streptophyta; Magnoliopsida; Gentianales; Rubiaceae. The record is from RefSeq and is a predicted model, not a curated record.
CACAAUCACACUGCAAUGACAACUUUACUCUUCAAGUCAGUGAAUACUACAAAGAAAAUGAAGGAAGAAUUGCAAAACUCAGCUCAGUUUGUCUAGGCUAGCUGGAUUGAUUUUAUUAGAGAAGAAAGAAGGGAAAGAAGCAAAAAGAAUACAUGGCCUCCCUCAUCCCUCACAUGGUAAAGAGGCUGUGGCAUGAGUGGAAUCUUCGCGCUGCAGUCCUUAUUAGUCUUUUCUUCCAAAUGGUGUUAAUAUCCUUAGCAACAUUGCGGAAACGAACAGGAAGCAGAAUAGUGAAUGCCAUAAUAUGGUCUGUUUAUCUGCUUGCCGAUUGGCUUGCUGCUUUUGCUGUUGGACUUAUCUCUAAUGGCCAAAGUAAUGGCAAUCCUGAUAAAUUCAGAGUAAAUGAAGAUCUUGCGGCAUUUUGGGCUCCAUUUUUAUUGUUACAUCUUGGUGGCCCUGAUAACAUCACUGCUUUCUCCCUUGAAGAUAAUGAGUUGUGGAUCCGGCAUCUGCUUGGGCUUGUCAUUCAGCUUGUUGCUGUUGCUUACGUCUUUGCCCACUCCAUCAAGAAUGUACUCUCAGUUCCAACAAUACUCUUGUUUUUAGCUGGAGCUAUUAAAUAUGCUGAGCGAACUCGUGCUCUAUAUUUAGGUUGCUUGGGUAAUUUCAAGGCUUCUAUGCUUCCAAUGCCAGAUGCUGGACCAAAUUAUGUUCAGCUUAUGGAGGAGUACUCAUCUAGGAAAGCUGCUGAUGUUCCGGUUAGGAUAAAAAUAGAGAACGAACCUGAGAGAGGCUCUCAGACUUCUGAAAUUCCAGAUUGGACUACUGAAGAAAUAACUCACCUAGAAGUUGUGCAGAAGGGGUAUGAAUUUUUCACCAAUUUUAGGGGGCUGAUUGUUGACCAUAUGUUUAGCUUCCAUGAACGUAAUCAAAGCAGAAGCUUCUUCUCCCGAAGGGCUACCCAUGAUGCUUUCAGAGUGAUGGAGGUGGAGCUCAAUUUCAUGUAUGAUUCUCUCUACACUAAGAUGGCUGUGGUACACGGUUACAUAGGUUUUGUUUUCCGUUUCAUCUGCUCUGUACUUAUAGUGCUUUCUUUUGUGGAAUUUGAAUCACAUCGUAGUCCUGAGAUCAAUCAUUUUGAUGUUACUGUUACCUACAUUUUGCUUUAUGGUGCUGUUGGCUUGGAUCUUGUGGCUUUGAUUAAGGUCAUUUUCUCUGACUGGACUGUAGUUGGGCUUAAGACUGGCAGAGUUAAACGAAUUGUAUCUGAGGUCCGUGACAAGCUGUCAUUUCAUCGAAGGUGGUCUAAUACAAUCUCGCAGCAUAACUUGAUCAAUUUUUGCCUGAAUCAGCGGUGGAGAUGGUUAGAUAUUGCAGCUGAAACCGUUGGACUCAAGGCAUUUCUUGAUGAAAUGAAAUACAAAAAGGACUUUGUCAUUCCGGAUAAUUUGAAAGUAUUUAUCUUUGAAGAGCUCAAGGAUAAAGCUCGUAAGGCAGAAACCAAUAAAGAUGCCAAAGAAAUAUACUCGGCAAGAGGUCAACGGGCUCUGUCAGGUUACAUUCGCAGCAGAUCUGACACCAUCUCAUCAAGUGUAGGUGAGGAAGUUGAUUAUGAUGAAAGCCUGUUGCUGUGGCAUAUUGCCACUGAGCUAUGCUAUUCCACAAGUUCUAAUGCUGAAAAUUCCAGUCGUGAAUUUUGCAAGCUUAUAUCUGAUUAUAUGUUGUAUCUCUUGGUUAUGCGGCCUACAAUGAUGUCUGCCGUUGCUGGCAUUGGACAGAUUCGAUUUCAGGACACGUGUGAAGAAGCUAAGAAGUUUUUCAGCAGGUGGAAGACAGAAUCAAGGCCAUCAAUUUCAACAGCCUUGUAUAUCUGCUCGAAAUUGAACAUCUACGUCGCAGCCAAGAAUACACCCCAUGCAAGAGAGUCAAGUUCAGCAACAACCCGACAAAGUGCUGCAUGUAAAAAGCUACUUAAUGUAGAUACAGAGGUUAAACCCAUUUAUGUGAAGGGUGACAGAAGCAAAUCAGUGUUGUUUGAUGCCUGUAGGCUCGCAAAGGAAUUGAGAAAACUGAAGGAUGAUCAAACGUGGGAGAUGAUGAGCAAAGUGUGGGUGGAACUGUUGUCCUACGCUGCCAGUCACUGCCGUGCAAAUGCUCAUGCUCAGGAGCUCAGUAAAGGGGGUGAGCUGAUUACUUUCGUUUGGCUACUGAUGGCUCAUUUUGGAUUAGGAGAACAAUUUCGGAUUGAGGCUGGGCAUGCAAGAGCAAAAUUGAUCGUGGAAAAGUAGGGAUUAUAAUCAAGUAAAGGCCAAAUAAGAAUUUUCUUCUUGACUGUGGAAUCAGAUAGAGUUCUUCAGCCAGGAUUACUUCCCUGGCUUGGUGAGUGAUUGUUCUUGUGGCAGAAAAUUUUCAUUUCAGCAUGAUAAGUCAAGCUAAUAUUUCCUUAUUCAUAUAAAGCUGUUUUGUAGAUUCAUCUUGUUUGACAUUAUGGCAGUAGUGAAACUCAGCAAGUAUGAACAUUUAUGAAGCAUGUAUGCAGAUAACAAUUGGUAUGCGUUCC